Molecule: messenger RNA, 1378 nt
Organism: Trachemys scripta elegans
Lineage: Eukaryota; Metazoa; Chordata; Testudines; Emydidae
Gene: TRAPPC4
Product: trafficking protein particle complex 4
Exons: 5
Coding region: 45-704 (219 amino acids)
Biological process (GO): endoplasmic reticulum to Golgi vesicle-mediated transport
Cellular component (GO): TRAPP complex
Source: RefSeq, a predicted model, not a curated record
UAGAACUACAUCUCCCAAAGUGCCCUGAGCUGACGGGAGCCGACAUGGCCAUCUUCAGCGUGUACGUUGUGAACAAGGCCGGCGGCCUCAUCUACCAGCUGGAUCACUACGCGCCGCGAUCCGAGACCGAGAAAACGUUCAGCUUCCCUUUGGACCUGGUGCUUAAGCUGCACGACGAGCGCGUGGUGGUGGCGUUCGGGCAGCGGGACAGCAUCCGGGUUGGACAUGCUGUGCUUUCCAUCAAUGGCAUUGAUGUGAAUGGGAAAUACACUGCUGAUGGAAAGGAGGUGCUGGAGUACCUUGGCAACCCUACCAACUACCCCGUGUCCAUCCGUUUUGGCCGGCCUCGCCUCUCCUCCAAUGAGAAGCUCAUGCUGGCCUCCAUGUUCCACUCGUUGUUUGCAAUUGGGUCCCAGUUGUCUCCUGAGCUGGGGAGUUCUGGUAUUGAGAUGUUAGAAACAGACACGUUUAAACUGCACUGUUUUCAGACCUUAACAGGGAUCAAAUUUGUGGUGCUUGCUGAUCCACGGCAAGCUGGGAUAGAGUCCCUUCUGCGAAAGAUCUAUGAGAUUUAUUCUGACUUUGCUCUGAAAAAUCCUUUCUACUCACUGGAGAUGCCAAUCAGGUGUGAGCUGUUCGAUCAGAACUUGAAACUUGCUUUGGAGGUAGCAGAAAAAGCUGGACCAUUUGGACCAGGAUCAUAGGACUCUUCCAGUGUCAGCAUGGGGCCUCUCCUCACUAGCCAGCCUUUUCAGGAUCCUGUCUCUGGCUACAGCAGCAAGAGAGGAGGUCAUGAGGUCCCAAACUGCUUUUAUCAUCUCCAGAAAUGCUGCUUUAUUCCAUGGGUGUGGAAUUCACCUUUGCCUAACAGUGAAUGUUUUUAUUAUAGCUAAGAAAGGGUAUAUGUGGCUGAAGCUACGAUUGCAGCUCUAAUGCUGUCACUGUAACACAGAGGAAGAUCAGACACAACAUGGUGGUAAAACCUCAGUUAUACCCCCCCCUUUUUUUUUUUUUUUACUCGUGUGUGUGUGUGUGUGUGUGUGUAUAUAUAUAUAUAUAAUUCUCUGCAGCUUUAAUUUAUGGCUCAGACAAAUGGUUACUUUGGAUGUACAAGUAAUAAACAUUCCCUUAAAGUAUGGAUAGAUUAAUUCUUGGACUGGAUGCAUUCACUCCUGCUAGAGCUAGUAUGAACUAGUGAAAACAUGCACUGGUUGUCAUGCUGGUGUUGUUUUACCAUCUGAAACUAUUCUAGCUUAAGCUGUGCUUUACUGUGUCCAGAACCCCAGUGGAAGGCAACACUUCAGCUUACCUCUCUGUAAACAGGAAUAAUGGAUUUCAAGCAGGGGACGUGGGUGAAAUUAAUAAAGUGAAAAAAGUU